This is a messenger RNA of Carlito syrichta (Philippine tarsier), 3774 nucleotides long. It is a transcript of the gene ADAMTS14, whose product is annotated as ADAM metallopeptidase with thrombospondin type 1 motif 14. Gene Ontology annotation, cellular component: extracellular matrix. NCBI's taxonomy places the organism in Eukaryota, Metazoa, Chordata, Mammalia, Primates, Tarsiidae. The transcript has 22 exons. The record is from RefSeq and is a predicted model, not a curated record. Bases 1 to 3726 code for a protein of 1241 amino acids. Gene Ontology annotation, molecular function: metalloendopeptidase activity. Gene Ontology annotation, biological process: extracellular matrix organization; proteolysis.
AUGGGCUACCCUCCUGGAGACUCUGAGCGUGGGGACAGGACUCCGGUCAUUUCCAGGGAGGAUGUCUGCUUGUCUGUGAGCUCUGUUCAUGUGCAAAGCUGCUUUGAAGUGAUUCUUUGUUUACCUCUGACAGAGCUGCACCUUUCUGGAAAGCUCAGUGACUAUGGUGUGACGGUACCCUGCAGCACAGACUUUCGAGGACACUUCCUCUCCCACGUGGUGUCCGGCCCUGCAGCAGCUUCCACACGGAGGGUGGUCGUGGACACACCACCCAAAGGACCAUCACACUCCAGCCACCUCCGGGUGCCUCGCAGCCCCCUGCACCCAGGACGGACCCUGUGGCCUGGCAGGGCGGGACGCCACUCUCUCUACUUCAAUGUGACGAUUUUCGGGAAGGAACUGCACUUGAGCCUGCGGCCCAACCGGAGACUGGUGGUGCCAGGAGCCUCAGUGGAGUGGCAGGAAGACUUUCGGGAGCUGUUCAGGGAGCCCUUGCAGCAGGAGUGUGUGUACACUGGAGGUGUCACUGGAAUGCCUGGGGCAGCUGUUGCCAUCAGCAACUGUGAUGGAUUGGCAGGUCUCAUCCGCACGGAGAACACCGAUUACUUCAUUGAGCCUCUGGAGAGGGGGCAGCAGGAGCAGGAGGCCAGCGGGAGGACACACGUGGUAUACCGCCAGGAGGCCAUCCAGCAGGAGUGGGCAGAGCCUCAAGGGGACCUUCACAAUGAAGCGUUUGGCCUGGGCGACCUUCCCAACCUGCUGGGCCUGGUGGGGGACCAACUGGGUGAAGUGGAGCGGAAGCGGCGACACGCCACGCCGGGCAGCUACAGUAUCGAGGUGCUGCUGGCGGUGGACGACUCAGUGGUUCGCUUCCACGGCAAGGAACAUGUGCAGAACUAUGUCCUCACCCUCAUGAACAUCGUAGAUGAGAUUUACCAUGAUGAGUCCCUGGGAGCCCAUAUCAACAUUGCCCUGGUCCGAUUGAUUAUGGUCGGCUACCGACAGUCCCUGAACCUGAUCGAGCGUGGGAACCCCUCGCGCAGCCUGGAGCAGGUGUGUCGCUGGGCUCUUUCCCAGCAGCGCCAGGACCCCGGCCACGCUGAGCACCAUGACCACGUUGUCUUCCUCACCCGGCAGGACUUUGGGCCCUCAGGGUAUGCACCCAUCACUGGCAUGUGCCAUCCCCUCAGAAGCUGUGCCCUCAACCACGAGGAUGGCUUUUCCUCAGCCUUUGUGGUGGCCCACGAGACUGGCCACGUGCUCGGCAUGGAGCACGACGGUCAGGGGAAUGGCUGCGCGGAUGAGACCAGCCUGGGCAGCGUAAUGGCACCCCUGGUGCAGGCUGCCUUCCACCGCUUCCACUGGUCCCGCUGCAGCAAGCUGGAGCUCAGCCGCUACCUCCCCUCCUAUGACUGCCUCCUCGAUGACCCCUUUGAGCCCUCCUGGCCUCAGCCCCCCGAGCUGCCCGGGGUUGACUAUUCCAUGGACGAGCAGUGCCGCUUUGACUUCGGCAGUGGAUACCAGACCUGCUUAGCGUUCAGGACCUUCGAGCCCUGCAAGCAGCUGUGGUGCAGCCACCCCGAUAACCCAUACUUCUGCAAGACCAAGAAGGGGCCCCCGCUGGAUGGGACCGAAUGUGCACCGGGCAAGUGGUGCUUCAAAGGUCACUGCAUCUGGAAGUCACCGGAGCAGAUGUACGGCCAGGACGGAGGCUGGAGCUCCUGGACCAAGUUUGGGUCGUGUUCGAGGUCAUGUGGGGGCGGGGUGCGUUCCCGCAGCCGGAACUGCGACAACCCUCCCCCAGCCUACGGAGGCCGUCCGUGCUCAGGGCCCAUGUUCGAGUACCAGGUCUGCAACAGCGAGGACUGCCCUGGGCCCUACGAGGACUUCCGAGCCCAGCAGUGUGCCAAGCGCAACUCCUACUACACCCACCAGAAUGCCAAGCACAGCUGGGUGCCCUACGAACCUGAGGACGAUGCCCAGAAGUGUGAGCUGAUCUGUCAGUCGGCAGACACGGGGGACGUGGUGUUCAUGAACCAGGUGGUUCACGAUGGGACACGUUGCAGCUACCGGGACCCGUACAGCGUCUGCGCCCGCGGCGAGUGUGUGCCUGUUGGCUGUGACAAGGAGGUGGGGUCCAUGAAGGCAGAUGACAAGUGCGGAGUCUGCGGGGGUGACAACUCCCACUGCAGGACUGUGAAGGGGACGCUGGGCAAAGCCUCCAAGCAGGCAGGAUCUCUCAAACUGGUGCAGAUCCCAGCAGGUGCCAGGCACAUCCAGAUUGAGGCACUGGAGAAAGCUCCCCACCGCAUCGUGGUGAAGAACCAGGUCACGGGCAGCUUCAUCCUCAACCCCAAGGGCAAGGAAGCCACAAGCCGGACCUUCACUGCCAUGGGCCUGGAGUGGGAGGAUGUGGUGGAGGAUGCCAAGGAAAGCCUCAAGACCAGCGGGCCCCUGCCUGAAGCCAUUGCUGUCCUGGUGCUCCCCCCAGCUGAGGGUGGCCCCCGUAGCAGCCUGGCCUACAAAUAUGUCAUCCAUGAGGACCUGCUGCCACUUAUCGGAAGCAACAACGUGCUUCUGGAGGAGACGGACACCUACGAGUGGGCACUCAAGAGCUGGGCGCCCUGCACCAAGACCUGUGGAGGAGGGAUCCAGUUCACCAAAUAUGGCUGCCGGCGCCGACGUGACCACCACAUGGUGCAGCGGCACCUGUGUGACCACAAGAAGAGGCCCAAGCCCAUCCGCCGGCGAUGCAACCAACACCUGUGCUCCCAGCCCGCGUGGGUGACGGAGGAGUGGGGCACCUGCAGCCGGAGCUGUGGGAAGCUAGGGGUGCAGACUCGGGGGGUACAGUGCCUGCUGCCCCUCUCCAAUGGCACUCGCAAGGCCAUGCCGGUCAAGGCCUGUCCUGGGGACCGGCCUGAGGCCCGGAGACCCUGUCUCCGCGUGCCCUGCCCUGCCCAGUGGCGGACAGGAGCCUGGUCGCAGUGCUCUGCUACCUGCGGAGAGGGCAUCCAGCAGCGGCAGGUGGUGUGCCGGACCAAUGCCAACAGUCUUGGGCAGUGCGAGGGGGAUAAGCCAGACACUGUCCAGAUCUGCAGCCUGCCCGCCUGUGGAGGAAAGCUCCAGAACUCCACUGUGAAGGCUGAUGUCCAGGAAGUUGUGACUCCCAUGGGGCAGUGGGUACCACAAUCUGGACCCCUGUAUCCCAUGAACAAGAUAUCAUCAAUAGAGCCCUGCAUGGGGGACAGGUCCGUCUUCUGCCAGUUGGAGGUGCUCGAUCGCUACUGCUCCAUCCCCGGCUAUCACCGAUUGUGCUGUGAGUCCUGUACUAAGAAGGCCUCGGGCCCCGACGACACUAGCCCUGACCCUGGACUGACCUCACCAGCCCCCUUCUCCACUCCCGGGAGCCCUUUCCCAGGACCCAAAGCCUCUCCAGGUGCUGUGGAGCCUACCGGGGAGCCAACGGGUUCAGAGGAGCAUCAGCAUGGCCGGCCCACACAGCUCCCGGGACCUCUGGACACAAGCUCUCCAGUGACCCAGCAUCUCCUUACCCCCCAGACACUGAGCCCUAGAGCACUCUGGGGAACUUCUGCUACCACCCCUGGGAGGCUGCCUUGGGGCUGGACUCAGGCACUUAUGCCGGCUUCAGAGGAUACAGGACAGCCCAGGGAAGACUCGAAGCAUCCGGGCACCAGCCUUCCCGCCACCUCCCGCAUGACAUGAGCCGUACCUGCCAUCCCAUAGUCACGUUUACACUCCAUAUACUGCCCC